AUGCUCGUGAGUGUGGAUAAGACGACUCUGAGCUAUGCAGCCGUCUUCGACUUGCGAGAAGACACCCAUCUCCACGGCUCCCAAUAUUCUUGGCUUGGGGCGAUCUUCUACGUGGGCUACUUUGCAUGGGAAUAUCCUACGAACCUGCUUCUCCAGAAGCUCCCAAUAGCCAAGUACCUAUCGCUGACGGUCUUCAUGUGGGGAUUGGUCUUGAUGUGCCAUGCAGCCUGCGACAACUUUGCAAGUCUUGCAGCUGUGCGAACCUUUCUGGGGGUGUUUGAAUGCACGACCAACCCUGCAGCUAUCUUGCUGUGCGCCAUGUGGUACAAGAGAGCCGAUCAACCUUUCAAACUUGGUAUUUGGAACGCUUGUGGAGGACUAGCCUACAUUCUGGCUGGUAUUGCAAGCUUUGGAAUUGGCCAUAUUCAUGCUUCGAUCGCUAGUUGGAGAUUCAUCUUCCUGCUUUUCGGAGCCUUCACAGUCCUGUGGAGCUUUGUCCUCUGGUUCUGUUUGCCAGCCUCCCCAUUUACGGCAACUUUCUUGACAGAGGCCGAAAGAGCCUGUGUGAUUGAUCAAGUCAAGGACAACAGAACUGGCAUCGAGAAUCGUCAGUUCAAGAAAGAUCAGUUUAUCGAGACGCUGAAAGAUGCUAAGACUUGGCUACUUUUUGCCUUUGCUAUCGCAAGCAACUGUCCCAAUGGUGGCCUGACCACAUUUUCUGGACUCAUAAUCAAGCAAAUGGGAUUUAAUCAACUUCAAACCACAUUGAUUGGGAUGCCUACCGGCGCGGUCCAAUUCAUUGCCGUGUUGACUGGCACGUUCAUUGCGUCGUCCAGACCAAAUCUGCGGUGUAUCACGAUGAUGAUUUUCCUGGUCCCCUUUCUCGCCGGUAUCAUCGGCAUUCAUAUCCUCCAUGAAUCUCAUCGAUGGGGUCGCGCCGCUUGCCUCUGGAUUGCGUAUACGUAUACAGCCACCUGGACCCUCAGCAUGAGCGUGUUGAUUGGCAACACAGCUGGCCACACCAAGAAAACCACCACCAGUGCCAUCCAUUUCAUGGGAUACUGCCUUGGGAAUUUUCUGGGCCCGUUCUUCUUCUUGUCCCGCCAGGCGCCUGCAUACCCGCUCGGGUGGGGCAUGAUGUUCUUCUGUGUCGCGGUCCAAUUCGUGCUCAUUGCGGGCAUUCUUGCACUCCUGUACUGGCGAAACCGCACCAGGGAUCAGGCGUUUGCCAGGGAGGGAAAACAUCUCGCAAACCCGGAUGAAGACGGCCUACUUGAUCUCACGGACUUGAAAAAUGAGAACUUCCGAUACGUCCUGUGA
Molecule: messenger RNA, 1320 nt
Organism: Capronia coronata CBS 617.96
Lineage: Eukaryota; Fungi; Ascomycota; Eurotiomycetes; Chaetothyriales; Herpotrichiellaceae
Exons: 8
Coding region: 1-1320 (439 amino acids)
Biological process (GO): transmembrane transport
Cellular component (GO): membrane
Molecular function (GO): transmembrane transporter activity
Source: RefSeq, a predicted model, not a curated record